AGGCGAAGGGGAUGACAAGUGUGCUGGGCAUUUCCAAGCAAACGGACGAGAGUUGCUGCGACAACAAGAGCAACACGCCGGAACCCUCUGAUCUAGCAACCGUGCACUCCAACUCCGCGUACAUGACUGACAGCGACACGGAGCGGGACAUGCUGAAUUUCGAAGUCAACCGCCCUGACGACAUCAACGACGCGAGCAUGAUAAAGGAAAUCUCCGAGCACCUCGACCUUUCCAUAGAGGAGAAAAUGGACGCGCUCAUGACGUCGACAGCAGUGACGGCUCGGCAUGUUGAUGUAUCUUGCGUUCGGUUGAUAGCCAAGAAGAUGAAAACCAGAGUGGUGGAGAAGGAUGCGCUGGUAAUGAAGAGAGGGUGCACUGGGAGGUGCAUGUACUGGGUGGUACGCGGAUCUUGUGUAGCCUUCUUUAACGGGCAGUGCUUCGAGCCAAGAGGGAGGGGACAGUGCUUUGGGGAGGUGGCAGUGGUGAAUGUUUGCAAUAAGAUGAGGGAGGGUGUGACGCUGGAGGAGGCGAUCAAGACGAGUAGGAGGAUGACGGACGUGGUGGCGCUGGAGCAGACAGUGCUCAUUGAGCUGGAUGCCGUGGAUGCUCUGCCGCUAGUGAGGACAGCACCCAACCUGUGGCGUACACUGGAGGAUCUAGCCAAGUUUCGAGUGAAUCGAGUCAAAGUGGCGAGCGAGGAAUGCUCGCAAGAGAAGGCAUGACGUGUAACUCAUCAUGUGGUAACUUUGUAUGAGAGGGGUAGAGAUAGACUUUAACUGAGAUAUCAUGUUGUAUUUUGUUGUGAAGUAAA
This is a messenger RNA of Guillardia theta CCMP2712, 811 nucleotides long. RefSeq lists its product as hypothetical. The coding region runs from base 12 to 722 and encodes 236 amino acids. The transcript has a single exon. Lineage: Eukaryota; Cryptophyceae; Pyrenomonadales; Geminigeraceae. The record is from RefSeq and is a predicted model, not a curated record.